AUGUCCACCACCAUUCCACAGACCCAAACCGCCCUCCUUCUCUCCGCCCCCGUCACCCCAUUUACGCUCAAAACGCGCCCCGUACCCACCCCCGGAGCAGGCCAAGUCCUCGUCAAAAUCCAAGCAACGGCUCUGAACCCUGUCGACGCUUUGAUCCAGAAGACGGGGUUCGUAGUCACUGAGUGGCCUGCUGUAGCGGGGAACGAUGGCGCAGGGGAGGUUGUGGCGCUUGGUGAGGGGGUGAGUGAGGUGAAGGUUGGAGAUCGAGUGUUGUUCCAGUGUUUCUUCACUGCCGAUCGCGGCACGUUCCAGCAGUAUGCUCUUGCGGACGCCACUCGUGCGAUCAAGCUCCCGUCCACUUUAUCCUACGAUGAAGCCGCCACUAUCCCGCUCUGUUUCCAUACGGCCGCUCUCGGACUUUACGGGACGUACGACUUCGCAGCCAAUGGUAUGCAAUGGAGGGGUAUUGGUCUCGAUAUUCCAAUUGGCGACGGAGCUGGCAAGUACAAGGACGAGCCGAUUUUGAUCACCGGUGGCGCAAGUUCGGUUGGGCAGUUCGCGAUUCAACUGGCGAAACUUUCCGGCUUUAACCCCAUCAUAACCACUUCUUCCAAAGCCAACGAACAAUACUGUCUCUCAGCUGGCGCCACGCACGUCAUAGACUACAAAUCCAUCCCAUACACCUCCCUCGAAGCACACAUAAGAUCCACCAUCACCUCUAAACCGUUCAAAGUCAUCUACGACGCCAUCUCUUCCGAAGACUCUCAGGCCGCGUGUUUGUCGAUUCUCUCCGGUAGUACUGAUGCGCUGGGAACUGGAGCUGGGAAAGGAGGGAAGUUGAUCGUUACGUUGCUUCCGGCGAAGAGUAUUGCGGAUGUGUUGGACGAGAAGCAGUUUGUGAAGGGCGAGGAGAAGAAGAGCGUUAGUUGGACUUAUGGAAAUGGGAAUGGGGAGCCGACUCAGGCUGAUGGGAAUAAGCUUGCGAGGGCUUUAGAGGGGUGGUUAGUUGAGGGAAAGAUCAAGCCCAACAAAGUCGAACUCCUCCCAGGCGGUCUUGCUGCUGUAGAAAGCAAUGUGGGCAGAUUCCACAGCGGAGGCGUGAGUGGGGUGAAGCUCGUUGUUAGGCCUUUUGAGACAUCGGCCUGAGGCACAUGUACAUAUUGAC
Stereum hirsutum FP-91666 SS1 is the source of this 1165-nucleotide messenger RNA. RefSeq names its product GroES-like protein. The coding region runs from base 1 to 1146 and encodes 381 amino acids. The record is from RefSeq and is a predicted model, not a curated record. NCBI's taxonomy places the organism in Eukaryota, Fungi, Basidiomycota, Agaricomycetes, Russulales, Stereaceae. The transcript has 5 exons. Gene Ontology annotation, molecular function: oxidoreductase activity, acting on NAD(P)H.